Molecule: messenger RNA, 3371 nt
Organism: Heterobasidion irregulare TC 32-1
Lineage: Eukaryota; Fungi; Basidiomycota; Agaricomycetes; Russulales; Bondarzewiaceae
Exons: 8
Coding region: 1-2883 (960 amino acids)
Biological process (GO): proteasome-mediated ubiquitin-dependent protein catabolic process; protein polyubiquitination; protein autoubiquitination
Cellular component (GO): ubiquitin ligase complex; nucleus; cytosol
Molecular function (GO): cyclin binding; ubiquitin protein ligase activity; ubiquitin conjugating enzyme binding
Source: RefSeq, a predicted model, not a curated record
AUGGCCACCCUCACAAGAGCGAAAAGGACCUCAUACGACCAACAGACAGCGCUCCUUGCGUCUGCGGUUCCCUCGCCAUUUCCCUCUGCAGAGGAACGGGCACGACUAUUCGCGCAAGAUCAGGUACACAAGCCUACUCCCGAGACAUAUGUCUCCCAGGAGACUAACCCUUUCGGUGACGAUGUCUACCCUGCUGGGGAAUCGUCACGCUCUCAGGCAGUCGGUGCCGGUACUAGCCAUGACGUUAUGCCAUCCAUAGCAUAUGUGCAAAAAUCGUGUCUUAUGACUUUGAACGACCUUCUCUCCACCCCAAAUCAAUGGCGCUGCAUCGUCCCCGAUCGGCGCCAUUCCGUACCCGCACAUCUCGACUCGUCACAACCGGUCUCGCUCGACAGCAUCCAGUCCAAAGCUGCGCUGGACACCUUGCUGUCGAACCUGCGGACUCGUGUGAGUGGUGGUCAAAUGGUCGAAGCGCGACUCUCAGAUGAUGAGACCGAGUUACUCCAUGAACUGCGGAUGCGCGUGGAAGCGCUCGCACCCUGUCUAAAUGUCGGGGACGCAUCACUUGCCCUGACUCUCGUAUCACUGCUUUCUCAUCUAAAGCGGUUAUCCGUUAUCGGGAUUUCUCCCUCCUCCACCCCGACGCAUGUCGAAUCAUACCUCCAAAUAGAUACCCACCCACCAGGCGAUACCUUCGGCAUGCUCACGCGACAGCUAAGCGACUUCCAGCUCCAGCGGCUCUCCUCAACCGACUCCGAGGCAGAAGACACCCCGCCUGUGUUGGCGGUAGAAAAGUCGCUGCUCUGGAUGCGCGUUGACGAGAACCUUGAGACCGUCCUCCGACUAUGCCGGCAACGAAACGAACGGCCAGCUCGAUCUAUGCCCGACGACCAUCUACUUCCCGAGUACGAUCGCGCUGACUACGAGUUUGAUGGGCCCCCGGGAUACGAUUUCGAAUCAGCGCCAGACUUGUCAGAUGCCAAAGCAGGGAAAAGUACCGCCUCCACCUCGAUCAGCACCAGUGGUCUUAGCGAAAAGAUGCGCCUCGAUCUUGAUGCUGUCACAAUGGCUAUUGAUCGUCUGUAUAUGGUUGCUCCUCAGCUUCAUGAUCAACGAGUCGAGCUCAAAACCUCAAAGCUGGAGGAGUUGGAGAGGGCGAGGCUCGCAGGACCAUCUUCGGAGAAGAGCGAGGAGCGGAACGUCAAGGAACUAGAGAGACUUGUAGAGAUGCUCGGUAAGGCGUCGGAUCGGAAGCUUGCAGACCAGACGGUCGUCCUAGCGGGCGGUAUGCAGGCACAGCUUGAAAAAACGCGCCAGCGAAACUUGCUAAAGCGCCAGGAAUUCGUCGAAAAACUGGCCGAACACUCCGAUGUCCGGCGUCUACAUUCCCAGGACGCGACCUUCCAGCCUCAGAAGCACAAGGACCCCGAGGCGCUGCUCACGCUCCCCGAGUUUAUUCGCGAGUCGAUGCCCCCGACGCUUCAGCGACCUGCAGAUCCCAACGCGCUACUCUCUCUUCCCGAGUUUGUGCGCGAGGCAUUGCCGGAGACGGCAUCGCCACCUCCCUCACCAAUGAGGCGUAGGUCGCCAAAGAAGGGCCUCCGAAGCAGGAGCAUGUCUGCACCUGCCUUAAAUUGGUUGUUGCCGUCGAGCUCUCGGGCCGGAUCUGAAACAAAGGCGAUUAGGUCGACGAGGUCGAGCAGACCUGACUCGUCGAGUGGCCGGAAAUCGAUCACACACGAUCUCGACGUACACUAUGUGGCCGAGCACCACGAAAGCCUUCGGCAUGUCCUUGCUUUCCUGACAGUCUCCGGCACGACUGCCGGAGCGAACCUCGAAGCAGAGGUCACAGACUCUUCUGAGCCCCGUCUGAUCUUGCGCAGCGGUUCUAUCCUCUCCUCUCCUCUCUUACUCCCCGCAUUCCCGUCUCCCGGGCCUCAGGCUGUCAAGGUCCAGACUCUCCACUAUGAGAUUAAGCUUCCUAAUGUCUCCCCGCUGCCCGCCUCCGAUCCUCUCCCCCUCAUGGACGCGACCCAGCUCCUCUCGGCGUCACCCACGACAUUUAUCUGCGCCUCGUGUUCUCUACCGCUCGUACAGGCCACGCGCAUCAAUAAGUACGACGAUCUACCAUCAGAGCACUGGGGUGAGCUCGUGGAGUCGUGGAUGUGCCAUUCGGACCAGAAACUGUCUGCUCAGGUUUCGAGACACGCAAGGGGCUUUUGGCCUCAGAUGGGUCAGGCCCUCGUGGGUGGCAGCUACAUCUUGUUUGAGGAGAGCGCAAUCAUGAAAAAUAAUCUGUGGAAGGCCAGUAAAUCAACACGUGGCAACGAGUGGACCACAGUCAGGUGUAUAUGCGGCUCGUUCAGUGGGCGUAGUCAAGAGUAUCUGGGCGAUGACGGUACGCGGAAUACGGUCUAUAGACUCUUCAAAUACGCCAUCCGGCCCGUCAGUCCCUCGGCUGAGCCGUCACGCAUACCGCUCUCGGCAUUCAUUGUUGAGGAUAUGAACGAGCUCGCGCAAGCGCAUGCCACCUAUCGAUUCUUUAUCCUUGACGAAGAGGAAGAGCGACCGCGAUUGCUGAUCUGGUUAUUUAAACCAUCUAUGCGUCUGUCGUACAACGCCCCGACAGCGUACUCGAUACCUAAACAGGGCGUCAUCCAGGCAGCCAAGGUGCUAUUCAAGAUCCUCGGCCCAUCCACACCGCGCACCGAUCUGCCCACUCUGCUGAAUCAGUACCCUGGGUUCCCUCAAGCAGAGCAGCUCACAUACCCUAUGGAAGUAUGUCAACGAAUCGCUGUGAUCCUCACGGAAAGCAACAAGUGCUACCCCGAGAGCAUGCGUACGAUGACCGGUCUCAAUGUCGGCUGGCUCCUCCGUGCGUAGGUCCAUGUAUACCUAGGAUUUCGUCUACGUUCCUGGAAAUUUUCGAUCAAGUUUUUUUCUUCUUGUUCCAUCGUAUGUAUGCGCAUCCAUCAAUAGUCUUAUGCCCUCAGUGGCCGGGCGUCGCUGCAGGUUUGGAUCGUCCAUUAUCAUUUUGGCCUACAUCUAUGCUUUUCUUGACUAUCUAUGGUUACAACCCACCUGUCGAAUGUUCUUUUUCUUCCAUUCCUAGAUCUCUCAUCUGCAUCACGGACUACGGUGUCUUAUAGCAUCUCAGCAUCUUCAUUCGCAUAUAUUAAUCCAUCCACCUCACCUCCCACCUCCCUCGGUUCUUCAUUUUGUUCUUCACACAGCCCCGCUGUGCUGUCACUCCCCUCCGCAAUGUGUCUUACAUCGAUGCCGAUAUCUAAUGGCCUUGUACUUCUGUUUUGACCACCGUAGCCUACCAUUGCAGAUCAGUCACAGGUGUUCUGUUCAUCCAUCAUUGAGAC